Molecule: messenger RNA, 369 nt
Organism: Papaver somniferum (opium poppy)
Lineage: Eukaryota; Viridiplantae; Streptophyta; Magnoliopsida; Ranunculales; Papaveraceae
Exons: 2
Coding region: 1-369 (122 amino acids)
Source: RefSeq, a predicted model, not a curated record
AUGUCUCCAUAUAGACUUGUCUUCGGUAAAGCCUGCCACUUGCCUGUAGAAUUAGAACACCGAGCUUAUUGGGCCAUUAAAAAGCUAAACUUUGACCUAUCUACUGAUGGUGAUAACCGUAGACUGCAACUUAAUGAGUUAGAAGAAAUUCAUAAUGAUGCUUACCAGAGUGCGAAAAUUUACAAGGAGAAAACAAAAAUAUUUCAUGAUAAAUCGAUUAUUAGAAAUACAUUUGAACCAGUUGAGGUUGAAAAUCUUAAGAACGGAGAAACUUUCAAAGUUAACGGUCAACGGUUGAAACCAUUCUUGGAGUUCCCUAGUCAUCCAAUAGAAGAAUCGGAGCUGAGAGAUCCCGUCUACCAGGAUUAA